Molecule: messenger RNA, 618 nt
Organism: Porites evermanni
Lineage: Eukaryota; Metazoa; Cnidaria; Anthozoa; Scleractinia; Poritidae
Source: the annotation of a GenBank genome assembly
AUGUCCAACAAGAACACCUUUUUAAAGGUAGUAUUGCUUGGCGAUGGUGGUGUUGGAAAAUCGUCUCUGAUGAACCGAUUUGUAAGUAACAAAUUCGACAACCAGUCUUAUCACACAAUUGGGGUUGAAUUCUUGAACAAGGAUGUUACGGUGGACGGAGAUUCGUACACGCUUCAAAUUUGGGAUACAGCUGGCCAGGAGAGAUUUAAGAGCUUAAGGACACCCUUUUAUCGUGGAUCAGAUUUGUGUCUAUUAGUUUACGCCGUUGAUGAUGUACAAAGCUUCAAAAACUUAGCCAUGUGGAGGAAGGAGUUUCUUUACUACGCGGACGUUCGCAAGGAAGAUAACUUUCCAUUUAUCCUUUUGGGAAAUAAAGUUGAUGUUAACGACCGAGUUGUGUCACAAGAAGAAGCUCAUAACUUUUGUAAAGAACUCGGUGGAAUUCCUUACUACGAAACAAGCGCAAAAGACUCGACUAAUGUCAACGUUGCGUUCGCGGCUGCUGUUAAAAGACUGAAUGAACUAGAGCAAACCAGGGUGAAAAAUGAUUUUAAUGCGACUGAAGGAGUCAAUUUAUCCAACGUCCGGAAGAGAGAAAGUUCGGGUUGUUGUGAUUAA